Molecule: messenger RNA, 3028 nt
Organism: Bufo bufo (common toad)
Lineage: Eukaryota; Metazoa; Chordata; Amphibia; Anura; Bufonidae
Product: caveolin-3-like
Exons: 2
Coding region: 86-547 (153 amino acids)
Biological process (GO): caveola assembly; regulation of membrane potential
Cellular component (GO): caveola
Molecular function (GO): connexin binding; molecular adaptor activity; transmembrane transporter binding
Source: RefSeq, a predicted model, not a curated record
UCUGGUCAGAGCCCCUGCCUUACAAGCAGAAGCUGCAGGACACUGACAGAGGGAGAAGUUGGGAGAACAGACCAAGUAACAGAACAUGGCCCAAAUCCAGCAGCCGGAGCCACCGAAAGAGAACAGAACUGUCCCAGACAACCUGACCAAGGAGAUCGACCUGGUGCAGAGGGACCCCAAAAAUAUCAACCAGGAGGUGGUGCAGGUGGAUUUUGAGGACGUCAUCGCAGAACCAGACAGCAUCCACAGCUUUGACGGGGUGUGGAAAGCAAGCAGCACCACCUUCACCGUCACUAAAUAUUGGUGUUACCGUGUGCUCUCUGCUAUUUUCGGCCUACCCCUGGCUCUGCUCUGGGGCUUCCUCUUCGCUUGUCUGUCAUUCUGUCACAUCUGGGCUGUAGUUCCCUGCGUCAAGAGUUACCUCAUGGAAAUCCAAUGCCUGGGCCAAUUCUACUCCGCGUGUGUCCGUACCUUCUGUGACCCAAUCUUUGAGACUGUUGGCAAAGCACUGGGUGGCAUUCGGGUGGCGCUCAGGAAAGAAGUCUGAAGGCCAAAAACUAAACUGAAGCCAACAGACAAUGGGCUGCUGCGGUUAAUAUAUGCAAAAAAAAUUCUAUAAAGAUGGUCCUUCAAAGAACUCACUUUCAAUUACCAAUAUCAUUAAGCCAAUGGACCAGAUUAGGUUCAAAACCCAAAGAAGCACACAAAACAGAAGAGGGUAUAAAUACCAUAUUUUAUUGGCAUUGUAUGCACAAACAGCUGUAUUUUGGUGAGAACUGGAGAAGGAGUAGAGAAUACAAGGCCUCGGUUAUAUAGUCUUAUGCAUCCAUAGCCACAGACGUUCUUUCAAGACUCCACACGGGCCCCGAAUAUUUCAAGAAGUCAAUCUAUUCUCCCCAACUUGAAGGUCACAGUAAGGUAUGGAUAGUCUACGGCUCUUCUCAUUACACACGGGGGGGGAUAGGAUCAUGGGUACCCUAGAGCGUUGGUAACCCAACUGCCAGAGCGCUUUAUUUGGCAGGGAGAAGCAAUGACAGAGGGUGGUAACACUGUAGGGGGGAACCACAAAGCGGGGAUCCAAGCAAAGCUACAAGAACAGACAAUCUAAGAAAGGUGCGAGGUCCGCAGAACCAUUGGCUGUCUUUUGUGCCAUUAAUGUGGGAAAUGUAUUUGAACCAUAAGCUGCCUGAUUGACCCGGAUGUCUCAUUCCUGUCACAAUGGAUGAUAAUAAAAAGAUUUUGUGUAUACAUUGUGCGGUUUAUUUGGCUGGAGUUAUAGCCGAUCUUCCUAUGUAGGAUUCUUGGUUGCUGCAUAUGUUGGCUUUAAACAUAAAAUAAUAGGGAAAAUUAAAUCUGAAAAUUAAAAUGGUCAGUACACCCGCUAACAGGAUGGAAAUGAGGGACAAAAAGAGGUAUAACCAAACGACUAGGCGCUGCUGAUCUCCGGAUACAAUGGGAUUUGGUGCAACCUGACUGAUAUAUGUUCUCUCCCAUAGCAGCCUUAGAGCUUGUUCACAUCUCCGGUAACCUGAUCUGGAUCCCCAUUGACUAUAAUGGGAUCCAGUAGUGAUCCGUCUGUUACCAGAAUAAAUGCUGGGUUUCGGAUGGACAAAUACCGCUACAUGCAGCGGUAUUUGUCCAGCCGACAGUCGGCGUUGAUGCUGGAACAGGCUACCGAAUGAACCUGCCAGAUUUAGAAACGGCAACUGUGAACGUACUCUUAGCAUGUUCGCGUGGGAGCGCGAUUUCCUGUAGUGAACUCUACUCCCGUGACAGAACUGCACAGCAUUAUAAUAAUUUAUAAUGCUGUGUGUCUCUGCCCGACCUCCACUGAAAUAUGUGAGCACAAGUCAUUACAGUGGAGGUCGGGCAGGGACACACAGCAUUAAAAAUCAUUAUAAUGUUGCGAGGUCACGAGUGUCCACACAAAGCGCGUUUCUCACAUUGGACUCGCUCGUUGGAAACUGCCCAUAGGCAGCGGGCUUGCUGCCCUCAUGAAUUUAUUGGCUUGAAGAUACCCUCUUGCAACUUUUACUAAAUUUAUUCACAUGCUUUCUAGCACAAGGUAGCAUAUCCCUUUCCAAUGUCUGUGCACACUGUAUAUCUGUACAGCAUAACCAUAGGCUAGCCAUACCAUAUCCAAUGGCUGGCUAGAAGCUGACACUUUUUGUAAGCAGGGACUCAAUGUUAGGCUAUAUUCACAUCUUCUUUUUGUAUAAUGCAUGUGUCUAAAGUCGGUCUUGGUGCAUACUUUGAACACCCAGCACAUGACAAGAUGUAAUUUGGGCAUACCUUUUAAUUCACUAUAUAGGAAACGCUUUCCUAUGCAGAGCGACAUACUGCGCUGUAAAUGGAAGUCAAUGGACGAUGUAUUCCACUGGAGGUCUAUACAGUGGGAUAGGUUGCAGGUAUACAUCUGGAAAUCCUCCUGACACGUACCUCAGACGCACAGGCUCAUACUAAAAUCUGUGUCCAAUUUUUGUGUACCGCCACUACAGGGGAAAUGGAGUAGUACUCCAUUCCUACUGAAAUCAUUGGACUGCCCAUGUCGUACUCAGAUCGGACAUAUUGAAAUCUAACUACCCGAUCUUUAACUCCCUUGAGGCCCUCAUAUGUAUCAGAUGGUUGGCUGGUCUGGCCAACAUUUAUCUAAUGUGUAUGGCCAGCCUAAGUAUCAAUACCAGGGGCAUCAAGAGGAAAUUGUACAUCUCAAUGGGAGAAAUCCCUUUAAAUAAAGGCUACUACAAGAUGCCCUAAUAGAGAAAGACUAGGGCAGGGAUCAGCAACCUUCGGCACUCCAGCUUUGGCACUCCAGCUACAAUUCCCAGCAUGCAAACAUGCUCAGCAGCUCUUCUAACUCCCAUAGAAGUGAAUGGAGCAUUCUGGGAGUUGUAGUUUCUGAACAGCUAGAGUGCCGGAGGUUGCUGAUCCCUGGGCUAGGGUGUAUUUGCUUUUGAACACAGUCUCAAAGGGCCUCCUCUCAGUGACCGAAGUGCCAGUGGGCUUCUACUCACUUACACCAGUGGUG